UGUUUGAAAUGUAGAUAAGUCAUGGAGCAUAUCCUAACGUUAGAAGCAUGUCUAGUGUGCCUGGGGAAGUCUCGUAAAAAUAGUUAUAUCAUUUCAUUUCUAAUAACGACAAUAACAACGGUAUUAUAACCUCUAAAUUCAUUGCAUGUAUUUCUCCGGGUAUACCUAACAGAAAUUAAUGGCUCUAGUCGCUGCGUGGUUUAUCCUGGUCUUACCAGUUACGCAUAUAUGAGCCAUUCUUCUACCGUAAAAAACCGUCGAAACAAUAAUUUCGGACAUAGAAAUUCCAGUUGAGAUUGAAGCCAUUGACAAGAAUCGAUCGAAACGUGAUUACGUAGUGACAAUUAUUUAGCACCAUAAUGGACAGAACCAGGGUAUUAGAUUUGUCACGCCCACGACUAGAUUCUACAAAUGAAGUUAUUGACCUGACUGGUGAUUCUCCGGUUAUGAAUUCAGUGCAACCGAGGAUUAUACAUACUCGCAGUACUAUGCCAAGACCAUUACUAUCACCAUUAUCGCACUUCUUCUUGGGACGGUUAGAGACAUCUGAACGUACACCUAAUGUGCCAAGACACGUGCCUAACUUUGAAGGACACAUACCAAUAUCUCAGAAUGAUCUUGAGGAUCGAACCAGACCGCCACGAGAUGUUAUCAAUCUCCAAAGGCGCUUGUUGCCGCCCCAGGAGCCAAUAAGUCUUCCAAGAUAUAUGCCUCAGCUUCAUCUCUAUCCAUCCUAUACAGAAAGAAUUUCUGAGCCGGAUGAUCCCUUCAUUCAAGUUAUUGACCCAGAAGAACCUCAAUCAACGGUUAAUUCCGUCGCUAAUGAAGAAGAUUUCAGAGACAUCAACAGUUCACCAUCAUUUGAAGAAUAUAGCACAACUGUACCCUGCAUAAAUGAUUCGUCCAGUGGAGAACAAACUGUUUUAAGUUGUCCGAUUUGUUUUGAACCCUUAUCUGCACAGCAAAAACCAAUGACCACGACAUGCGGGCAUAUAUUUUGCGCAAUGUGCCUGAAAAAGACACUCCAUGGAUCUAGAAAUAAAACUUGCCCUAAAUGUAAUGCGCCCGUUAAGAUUAAAUCUUGUAUCAGACUUUAUUUUUGAAUAUGUUUGCAGGGAUGUAAUUAUAACAUUUAAAGUUGCUUCUGAAUGAUAUUGAUUGCUACUCGCAGAUGUUCAUUGUUAUUCAUAAUUGACAGAACAAAGAAUUCUUACAGAAAAAUAAUACAAAGUUUAUAAUGUACAUUGAACGGCAAAUCGUAAGUUCAUCGUUUCUUCGGUAUGAAUUUUCUACAAAUAUCUUUUCCGUCGUGCAGCGAGAAAGAGACUAUUCCUACCGAUCUGAUUCAUUUAGUUACUAUCAUUAUAAUCAUACGUGGCAAUAAUCGUCUAAUCUGUGAGUUAUUCUGAAUUGUAUACCCCUGAACAAAAAUGACAACAUAAACCAAUAUUUUGUACACAUUUUUUUUUUUUUUUUAAUACAUUGACAGCGUUGUACCGAGCCAUCGCUGUAAAAUGCGAUUGUUGGAAUUGUAAAUAAAUUGUUUCUUUCGUGAAA
This is a messenger RNA of Diprion similis, 1557 nucleotides long. RefSeq lists its product as uncharacterized. NCBI's taxonomy places the organism in Eukaryota, Metazoa, Arthropoda, Insecta, Hymenoptera, Diprionidae. The transcript is spliced from 3 exons. The coding region runs from base 360 to 1103 and encodes 247 amino acids. The record is from RefSeq and is a predicted model, not a curated record.